Molecule: messenger RNA, 2970 nt
Organism: Cynara cardunculus var. scolymus (artichoke)
Lineage: Eukaryota; Viridiplantae; Streptophyta; Magnoliopsida; Asterales; Asteraceae
Product: eukaryotic translation initiation factor 3 subunit A-like
Exons: 14
Coding region: 115-2970 (951 amino acids)
Biological process (GO): translation reinitiation; formation of cytoplasmic translation initiation complex
Cellular component (GO): eukaryotic translation initiation factor 3 complex, eIF3m; eukaryotic translation initiation factor 3 complex, eIF3e; multi-eIF complex
Molecular function (GO): translation initiation factor activity; mRNA binding
Source: RefSeq, a predicted model, not a curated record
AAUGCUAAUACUACUGCGAAACAAUUGAUCAUCGAUUCAUCAUUAAUCGAGGGUUUAUGGCCAAAAAGCGCCAUUGAAGAUCAAAUCAAGCUCUAAUUGAUUCGAUCACUCAAUAUGGCGACUUUCGCCAAACCCGAAAAUGCUUUGAAGAGAGCUGAAGAGUUGAUUAAUGUUGGACAGAAGCAGGAUGCAUUACAAGCACUUCAUGGGAUUAUAACCUCAAAGAGGUAUAGAGCAUGGCAAAAGACACUUGAGAGAAUCAUGUUCAAGUAUGUAGAGCUAUGUGUUGACAUGAGAAGAGGAAGAUUUGCUAAAGAUGGUUUGAUUCAAUAUCGUAUAAUUUGUCAACAAGUUAACAUAAGUUCGUUGGAGGAAGUGAUCAAACAUUUUAUGCAUUUGGCCACUGAGAAGGCUGAACUUGCACGUAGCCACGCACAAGCGUUGGAAGAAGCUCUUGAUUUUGAUGAUCUAGAAGCAGAUAGAAGGCCUGAAGAUCUGAUGUUGAGUUAUGUUAGUGGGGAGAAAGGGAAAGACAGAUCUGAUCGUGAGCUUGUCACCCCAUGGUUUAAAUUAUUGUGGGAGACAUACCGAACUGUGCUGGAAAUCUUAAGGAACAACUCAAAAUUGGAGGCUCUCUAUGCGAUGACUGCACAUCGAGCUUUCCAGUUCUGCAAGCAAUAUAAACGGACAACAGAGUUUCGGAGGCUUUGUGAAAUAAUUAGGAAUCAUCUUGCAAAUCAUAACAGAUACCGCGAUCAGAGGGAUCGGCCUGAUCUCUCUGCUCCAGAAAGUUUGCAAUUGUAUCUUGACACUAGAUUUGAGCAGUUGAAGGUUGCAACUGAACUUCAGCUUUGGCAGGAAGCUUUCCGAUCUGUUGAAGAUAUAUAUGGGUUGAUGUGUAUGGUCAAGAAAACUCCAAAGGCAUCUUUUUUGGUUAUAUAUUACGCCAAGUUAACCAAAAUAUUUUGGAUCUCCUCCAGCCAUAUUUAUCAUGCAUUUUCAUGGCUGAAGCUAUUUGCACUUCAGAAGGGUUUCAACAAGAAUUUAAGCCAGAAGGACCUGCAGUUGAUAGCUUCAUCUGUUGUUCUUGCUGCACUUUCAGUUACUCCUUAUGAUCGUUCACACGGUGCAUCUCAUAUGGAACUCGAGAACCAAAAGGAAAGGAACCUAAGGGUGGCUAAUCUUAUCGGAUUUAUUGUUGAUCCUAGAUCUGAGAGCAGAGAAGUGCUUUCACGCUCAUCACUUCUCUCAAAAUUGGUUUCGAAGGGUGUAAUGUCAUGUGUAACCCAGGAAGUAAGAGAUCUCUACCAUAUUUUGGAGCAUGAGUUCUCCCCACUGGAUCUUUCAUCAAAAGUACAACCAUUGCUCAUGAAAAUAUCAAAGCUCGGGGGUAAGCUUUCUUCAGCUUCUUCUGUCCCAGAAAUUCAGUUAUCUGAAUAUAUUCCUUCACUGGAAAAACUUGCCACACUGAGAUUGCUACAACAGGUAUCCCGUGUGUAUCAGAUAAUGAAGAUAGAAACUCUAUCAGGGAUGAUACCUUUCUUCGAUUUCUCUGCUGUAGAAAAAAUUUCUGUCGAUGCUGUCAAACACAAUUUUAUAUCAAUGAAAGUUGACCACAGGAAAGGCGCUGUUUUCUUUAGCAGUCAGGGUUGCGAAUCUGAAGGGCUACGUGAUCAUCUAAGCGUUUUUGCAGAAUCUCUUAGUAAGGCAAGAUCCAUGGUUUUUUCUCCCCAAAAAAAAGCAUUGAGACCUGGGGAGACACUAAUGAGUUUGACGGAGAUUGUGGAUAAGGAGCAUAAAAGACUGCUUGCCCGCAAGUCUAUAAUUGAAAAACGCAAAGAAGAACAAGAACGCCAGCUUUUGGAGAUGGAGCGAGAGGAAGAGUCGAGGAGACUUAAACAACAGAAGAUUACCGAGGAGGCAGAGAGACAACGACUUGCUGCUGAGUAUGCGCAGAGGAGAAACCAAAGGAUCCUUAAAGAAAUUGAGGAGCGAGAACUUGAAGAAGCACAACAGUUGUUAAAAGAAGCUGGAAAGCGUGGUAAAAGGAAGGGCAAGAAGCCCGUCAUUGAGGGGGAGAAAAUAACUAAGCAAACAUUAAUGGAAAUGGCGUUAAAUGAACAACUAAAGGAAAGACAAGAAAUGGAGAAAAAAUUACAGAAACUUGCCAAAACAAUGGAUCAUCUCGAAAGAGCUAAAAGAGAAGAGGCAGCUCCUCUAGUUGAAGCAGCAUUCCAACGACGUUUAGUUGAAGAGAAGGCUCUGCACGAACGUUUUCAGCAGCUAGAGAUUGAGCAAAGCCGGUUACGUCAUGCUGGAGAUCUCGAGAAGAAAAGGAGGCUGAGCAGAAUGAUGAAAGACAAGGAAAUAUUCCAACAAAGAGUUUUUAGUAAGAGAGAAGCCGAGUUCAACAAAUUGAAGAAGGAAAGAGAGGAGCGAAUCAACCAAAUAUAUCAUUCUAGAAAACUAGAGCGGGAAAGUAGGAGGAAAAUGAUAUGCUAUUUGAAACUUGAGGAAGAAAGGCAGAAAAAGUUACAUGUCGAGGAGGAAGCCCAUCAACGCGAAGAGGCCGAGAGGCGGAAGAAGGAAGAAGCCGAGCGUAGGGCGAAGCUAGACGAGAUCGCCCAGAAGCAAAGGCAACGCGAAAGAGAACUUGAAGAAAAAGAACGUCAACGAAGAGAAGAAGUCUUGAGGGGAACACCUUCUAUGCCCGUAAGGCCUUCCGAGGCUGCUCGCCCAACUAAACCAAUGCCCGUUGCAGCUAAUGCUACAACGACGCCUGGCAAAUACGUGCCCAGACACCUUCGGGAGAGGAUGGCUGGUGGUGGUGCACAGGCCCCACCACCUUCCGAGCCCGAUAGGUGGGGCCGCCAGGAUGACCGGCCUAGUGACAGGUGGCGACAAUCGGCGUUUGGCAGCGGAGCACCAUCAAGAUCUAAUUGGUCAACAUCCAGACGUGGUGAACGUUGA